AGCUGCAAUAUGAAGCACUCUGUCCAGUCUGUCUGUCUGCUGACUAGCCUAUCACUUUACUGCCUACUGCUAACAGUGGGGGAAGGUGAGGGGCAGUUUGUCCCAGGGAGGUGUGAGUGUUAUGACACAAAGACAACUGUCAGAGGACCACUGUCUGACCUCAAAGUCAUGCUCAAAGGCCCCACCUGCAACACUGACCAGAUCAUAGUGGUAGAAAAGAGGACCAGUGAGCCUGUGUGUGUGAAUCCAAAGGGACCACUGGGAAAACAGCUGCUGCGCUGCUGGAAAAAAGGGGGUGGAGUGGAUGUGAAGAAGUGUCUGAGGAGGAAGAGGAGAGACAAGGGGAAGCAAGGACAGAAUAAACAGAAACAGAGGAAACUCAGGGGAAAAUCUAAAGAGAGCAAAAAAAGAUGGACUACACCAAACCCUGCCUUAGGGUGACCACAGAGCCAGCACCCAUCUGUUCUCCUGACCAGCAGACUGCAGGGUUUCUAGAUAGUCUAGAAAUCCUAACCAGAUCAAGACAAAACAGAGACAUUACAGAUUCCAGUGGCACUACAGAAAGCAGAUAACCUACAGAUACCAAAUAAUACAGAUACCAGAGAAAUGUCAGACACCAGAGAAAUGUCAGACACCAGAGGUUCUACAGACACCAGAGGCACUACAGACACCAUGUUACGGACAUGGCUGACAAUCAGAGACCUGGCCAGCUUAGCCACACAUACACAGUUCCUGAAUAAGGCAAAAGUGUUGUGUUGAAUGAAUAUUAUCAAUGUAUAUAAUUAGCAUAAAAAUAAUCCCCAUACAAAUCCAUCAGUUUAAGUCAGAGAUAUUGGAUGCGUCUCUAUCCACCGCAUCCACCGAUGUUGCACUUCCGCAUCUGCAGUGAAAGGUGCAGUGAAAGGUGCAGUGAAAGGACAUCCCGAAAAUCAGUCUUCUCACAAAAUCGUCUGUAGAGGCCGAACGGUGUGGCCUACAAACGAUUAUGACCCCUCUAUGGAAAGAUGAGACUCUCAUGAACACGAUGUUCUCAGUUUUACACUAUGACCCCCACAAGCGCAUUGGGAAUGUCUGAAGUCAGUACACCAAUCUGCCAUCUUCUGUCUGUAGCGUCCGAACAGUUUGUGCUACACACUAAUAUGACUGCAGUGUUUUUGCUAGUCUACACUGUAACCCUAGACCAGAUAAGGCAAAUGUGUUGUGUUGAAUGAAUAUAUCAUCAUGUUCUGUUACAGACAUUGUUGAUUAACUGUUUAUUGUAAACACUGUAUCUAUGCUGCUAUAUAUUAUUACUUUUAACAUUUUUUAAGGAGUUUUGUAAUAAAUAAUCAAACUAAUAGUGUGA
Salvelinus namaycush (lake trout) is the source of this 1345-nucleotide messenger RNA. RefSeq names its product C-X-C motif chemokine 9-like. The record is from RefSeq and is a predicted model, not a curated record. Gene Ontology annotation, molecular function: chemokine activity. Gene Ontology annotation, cellular component: extracellular region. Lineage: Eukaryota; Metazoa; Chordata; Actinopteri; Salmoniformes; Salmonidae. The coding region runs from base 10 to 441 and encodes 143 amino acids. Gene Ontology annotation, biological process: immune response. The transcript is spliced from 4 exons.